Molecule: messenger RNA, 2580 nt
Organism: Ostrinia furnacalis (Asian corn borer)
Lineage: Eukaryota; Metazoa; Arthropoda; Insecta; Lepidoptera; Crambidae
Gene: Capr
Product: caprin family member
Cellular component (GO): cytoplasm
Molecular function (GO): RNA binding
Source: RefSeq, a predicted model, not a curated record
AUGCCUUCAGCUGCGAAUGCAAAAUCUGAAAAACCAGCCUCUUCGGAGGCGAUGGAUAAUUCACCUAUUCGACAAAUUAUCACGAUUAUUGAACACAAAAUCAGGAAUUUGGAGAAAAGAAAGAGUAAGCUGACAUCUUAUCGCGACUUGCAAAAGGCUGGGAAAGAGUUAAACUCUGAUCAGAGAGUAGCUGUUGCCAAGUAUGAUGAAGUGGCUCAAACUUUGGAGUUUGCGAGAGAUUUGUCGAAACAAAUUACAUCUAUUGCUACAGCAGCUGAACGAGAUGCCAAGAAGCAAGCAAAGAAGGAUGCCUGGGUGCGUUAUGCAGCUGACACUAAUAAGAUUCGGGAAGUCUUGUUGAUUCUGGAUUGCCUCAUGCAAAUGGGCAACUCGGAAGCUAGAGACGACUUUCUUAAUGGUACUAAUGGUGCUGUUAAACUUACUGAAGAGGAUUUAAAAAUCUUGGAUGAUUUGUACCCUGAGGUGACUCCCAAACAUGAGGUGGCGGAAGAUGGUUUGCCAGCUUUUCCCAAUCUAAGCAUCAAAGCGGCCGAGCACUUGUACGCCAUCAUCGACGGGAAACCGAAAGAAGUCCUGGGCACCACUUACACUCACAUCAAGGAGAUCGUUAACUCCGUACACGAGUGCGGAUACUUCGAUCGGGUCCCGGAGGCCGCGUGCGAGGUGGAGGAGAGCCAGGUCGCCGUCCCCGAGGAGCAGGCGCCGGAGCCGGUCGAGGAGGAGACUGAGGCGGAGCCGCCCGGCCUCUACCCGCCCGCGCUGCCCGUGCCGCCCGCGCCCGCCGUCGUGCCCGCGCCCGCCUACCCGCUGCGCCCGCUCCCGCCCAUCACGCUGCAGGAGGUCGAGCACGCCUACUUCUCCCAGCAGUAUCCCCAACAGAGACCGAUCGCCGAGGUGAUAGGCUCGCAGAACUUCUUCUUCCUCCAGGAGUCCGAGAUCGACAGCCCGGUCGGCACGCCCCAGCCCCCGGCGAUCCCCAACCGGGCGUCGCCCCCGGCGCCGAUCCCGACUCAGACGUUCACCAACCAGCACUUCGUCCGCGUGCCCGACGGCGGCGCGCUGCCGCUCCCGCCGCAGCCGCACUUCCCGCCGCACCCGGAGCACUCGUUCCCGCCCGCCGCCGCGCUGCCGCUGCCCGCGCCGCUGCUCCCCGCGCACGUGGCGCCGCUGCCCGCGCCCGCGCCGCUGCCGCCCGCCGCCCUCACGCCGCCCGCCCCCGCCCCGCCCAGCCCCGCCUCCCCGCCCGAGGACAGGAGCGCCGACGAGUGGAAGGACGCGCCCAGCCCCGAGCGCGACGACGGCGCCGACCGCAAGACCCAGGGCCAGGGCGACGGCCAGAACCGCUUCAGGCGCUUCAACCGCGGCGGCGGUCGCGGCGCGCCCAACGGCCACCGCGGCCGCGGCGCCUUCCCGAGCAGGCAGAGCGGCGACGGGUACCGCGGCCGACACGCCGGCGAGUACCAGAGCAGGGCCACCAAGGACGGCCACCAGAGCAGACAGUACGACGGCCACCAGAGCAGACACAAGGACGGCUAUCAGAACCGCACCGGCGACGACGGUUACUACGGCAACGGCGACGCGGGCGAUCACCGGGAGACCGAGAACGGCGGCCGCGACCGGUACAACGACAACGGCUACCAGGGCGGGUUCAAGAGCCGCGGCCGGGGCGGGCCCCGCGGCGGGUCCCGCGGCGCCCCGCGCGCGCCCCGCCCGCAGCAGUACAAUCGUAAACCAGAAAACGUCGAAUAGUUCACGUGGACCGCGACGAUGCGCCGCAUCGUUGGCGGCUGCGUCACCCGACUGUAACCUAUGAUGGACUAAAUCAUUCGUGGAAGGCAGAUUUCACCGGCAACAACGCGCUGUGGUAACAACAAACAGAGAUUAUGGUAAAAAAGAAAACUAAAAAAAAGAAUAAAAAAAAAGUAAAAUAAUAAAACGUGAAACUCAAUAAAAAAUAAGUUACUUGAAUUUAGAUGUAUGAUAUAUUGCAAUUAUUAUAAGUUACGUAAUUCUAGAUUCUUGUAUAGGUUAUGGUCACACAAGUGGCCAAAUGACGCGGCGGGAGCGGGCCGGCCGCCGCUUGUCGCAGUACCUCUUGCGUGCCUCGUCCUCGUGAUAAUUUAAGUACAGGAGAUGCACACAACUGAAACACUUGUCUUCUGGGACCUUUCCAAAUCUCAAUAAUCUUUGUACUUUAAUACAGUUUAUUUAAAUGGUAAUACAUAAUGUGUUAAGACAUUCUAUGUUUAUUUUUCAUGACCCAAUGAAACUUGAAACAUUUUAAUUUUGCUACUAUUAGGCACUACAUUUUUGAGUAUUUUGUUUUUAAGUAUGUAUUUAAUCUGGAAAAGUACAUGAUUGCAUCUUGUAAAACUAAUUUCAGAAAAUAUGAGGAGAAUUGAUUUUGCGACUUUUAAUGAAUCUGGUCCACAUGAUUCUUGUGAUUGGUAUCACUGUGGAGUUUUAUUAUUUUUGUUUUGUCUAAGCUUCCUCACAACAUAUUCUUAACAUUGUUCUCAAUAGAGGCUGUGUGCAAGCAAAUUAAAAGUAUUCUACAAC